AUGAAAACCAUUCCUUUGUAUCUCUUCUCGUGUCUAACUCUGACCUCGGCCCUCCGUAUCCCUGUAACAGUGGAGAGACGUGCGGCUCCUCCCAGCUUGGGCGUUUCUAUCAAGUCCUUGGGUCUAUCAUCGUCAUCUGCAUCAUCAUCCAGCCAGCCUGAGAUUGCUAAUGUCAAUAAUGUAUUGUAUGCGACAAAUAUCACAAUCGGUGGCCAAGAGAUAACAGUACAGGUCGACACGGGAUCAUCGGACUUAUGGGUGUUCUCGAAAACCCCUCUAACGGGUACCACACCUGCUAAUAUAACGGGCAACCUCACGUACGGCGUCGGUUCCGCUGCCGGGCCUAUUGAAUUCGCUCCUUUCACCAUGGGCUCCUACUCGGUUGCUCAACAAGCUUUCAUAAAUGCCGCCACUACCACAGCAUUUUCCGAGAAUCUUUUCCCAAUAGGCGUCUUCGGUAUUAUGGGCCUAGGAUUCACUGUCCUCAACGACAUUUCGACAAUCAACAAUCGCGUUGCACAAGCCUUCAACGACGAUACCCUUGGUCAGAAUCCCAUCAACAACAUCUUCUCUCAGAACACCUCCACCCCAAACUUCAUCUCCGUUCUCCUCGGUCGCGGUGAUGAUCUCGACGGUGUCACAGACGGAACCUUCACCGUCUCCGAAGUCAUCCCAGGACUGGAGAACAUCACAAGCACACCUCAGUUGGCACGACAGGGUCCUGGAAUCGGAAGGUGGACGGUCCUUCUGGACGGCUUCUCCGUGAACGGGAAGGAAAUCCCUCUAAAUUCGAGCGUGUCGGGCAUGCCGAGUGGAAAGUCCCUAGCGCAAUUGGACACGGGAGCCACCGACGCGGCCAUCCCACCCUUCAUGGUGACCGCGAUCUACAGCAGCAUGCCGGGCGCUAUAUUCUCAGAAGGGGACAACUUUUGGAUCGUGCCCUGCAACUCCACCGCUGACGUGCGGUUCACUUUCGGUGGUCAAGAAAUCGCGAUACACCCUCUCGAUCUCUCCGGUCUCCUGCAGAUCGGGUUCGACAGCACGACGAACCUCACAGUCUGCACCUCGAACUACCAAGACGGCAGCGCCCUGGUCGGCUCAGACCCAGAGUUCGACAUGAACCUCGGGGACGUCUUCCUCCGCAACGUCUACGCCCUAUUCGACUACGGCACGCUCGGCAUCCAAAACAACCAACAAGUCGUCGACGACGCUUUCAUUCAGUUGUUACCACGCACGGACCCCCAGCUCGCACUCUCGGAUUUUACUUCUAGUCGCUCGAAGCAACUGUCGAAUAGUGCGCCGGAGGCUACUGAAGAUCAGAUCAAGGUGGUGCUUUCUGGUAAUGCGACGGCUGCUGGGACGGGCGUUACGACUGUCACUGGAACUACGCCAUCUUCGUCCCCGACGUCGACCUCGGCGUCUAAGAAGUCUUCGUCCACCAGGAGCGUGGUCACUGCGGGGUGGUGGUCGGUGAUGAGCUUAGUGGGUAUGGCCGCGUUCUUUUCUGUAGUCGCGUAG
Molecule: messenger RNA, 1518 nt
Organism: Stereum hirsutum FP-91666 SS1
Lineage: Eukaryota; Fungi; Basidiomycota; Agaricomycetes; Russulales; Stereaceae
Product: acid protease
Exons: 7
Coding region: 1-1518 (505 amino acids)
Biological process (GO): proteolysis
Molecular function (GO): aspartic-type endopeptidase activity
Source: RefSeq, a predicted model, not a curated record